Uloborus diversus is the source of this 997-nucleotide messenger RNA. Its product is annotated as neuronal acetylcholine receptor subunit alpha-7-like. Gene Ontology annotation, molecular function: transmembrane signaling receptor activity; acetylcholine-gated monoatomic cation-selective channel activity. The transcript is spliced from 7 exons. NCBI's taxonomy places the organism in Eukaryota, Metazoa, Arthropoda, Arachnida, Araneae, Uloboridae. The record is from RefSeq and is a predicted model, not a curated record. Bases 33 to 830 code for a protein of 265 amino acids. Gene Ontology annotation, biological process: chemical synaptic transmission; nervous system process; regulation of membrane potential. Gene Ontology annotation, cellular component: neuron projection; synapse; postsynaptic membrane.
UCCUACUUAACGGACGGAUUCGAUAUAAAUCGAUGCGAGACCCGACAGCAUCUCAUUUUCCAAUACGGAUGAACACCAUCAUGGUUGCUCUUGGUGCUCUUAAUUUCUUGUUCCUGGUUAUUGGAGUGUCGAGUGCGGCAAGUGUUAAAGAUGUCGACAAUCAGGGGACCGCGAGGGACCUUCGACGGGAACUGUUCCAAAACUACGACAAGCUAGUUCGACCAGUUAAGAAGCCUUCUACGAGCAUACCAUUUUCGGUCGAUCUGGCUCCUUUACAACUAAAUGCAGUGGAUGAAUACAAUCAAGUCAUUGUUUUGGACAGCUGGAUGAAACUGAAAUGGAGCGAUGAGUUUUUGAAAUGGGACUUGGACGAUUACAACAUUACCUCUUUACGCCUUCCAGCUUCUGAAGUUUGGAAGCCUGAUCUGGCUCUCUACACAGGCACGCCAGAUACUUCUCUCUUCCCAAUCACACAUACCCAAGUACUAGUAUACAACAAUGGAGACGUUCUUUGGGUCCCGCCGUAUACAAUCAAGUCAAGAUGUCCAAUGCCUGACCUUAAAAAGAAUCACAAGGGCGUCAUCGAAUGCUGUAUUAAAUUUGGUUCCUGGACUUACAGCGAAAACGAGCUCGAUUUGCAGUUGCUAUCGAAAAAGGUUGAUCUUACUAACUUCUAUGACAUCCAUCCUGAUUGGAAGCUGGUUCACGUGAUUUCUGAGCGAAAAUCAAAGAAAUACCCAUGCUGUGUCGAAAAAUAUCCUUCAGUGGAGUUUAAUAUCACCUUGCGCCGAAGAAUAUCAAAUCUUAUUGAUAAGAAGAUUUUUGAGUAGUGGAAUGAUUCGUGAAAUUUUCGUAAUUCACGCUCUUCAUUUUGCAACAAAACAUUACUUAGUUUUAUAAAGAUAUUUUUAAAGAGAUUAAAUAGAACAAUAUUUUGUGUACUUGAUGCAAAAACUGUUGGGAAUUUUUAAUGGAUUUAGAAAUAAAGAGCUCAUUA